This is a messenger RNA of Ananas comosus (pineapple), 1558 nucleotides long. Its product is annotated as vicilin-like seed storage protein At2g28490. Bases 63 to 1490 code for a protein of 475 amino acids. NCBI's taxonomy places the organism in Eukaryota, Viridiplantae, Streptophyta, Magnoliopsida, Poales, Bromeliaceae. The record is from RefSeq and is a predicted model, not a curated record. The transcript has 5 exons.
GAGAGAGAGUACGUACGUAGUAACAUAAAACAAAAGAGGAGAACAUAUAGUAGUUAAUCACCAUGGGAGAAGUGAACAAAGCUCUGAAGCUUCUAAUGGUGCUUCUUCUUCUUCUAGCCUCCUUGUGUUUUGUGGGAGUGAAGGGUUAUGUAGAGGAGCUCCAAGAUGAAGAAGUGGUUAAGGAGAGAGGCGGCGAUGAGGGAGAAGGGGGGAGGAGGGGGCUCUUCAUGCUGGGGAAGGCGAAGAAGGUGGUGAAGACGGCGGGCGGUGAGGUGCGGGUGGUGUCGGGAUUGCGGUGGAAGGGUGAACCUAACCCCAUGCACAUUGGCUUCAUCUCCAUGGAGCCCAACACCCUCUUCAUCCCUCAAUACAUUGAUUCCGACCUCGUACUCUUCGUGAAAAGUGGUGAGGCAAAGGUAGGGUGGAUAUACAAGGACAAAAUGGUGGAGAAGCACCUCAAGAAGGGUGAUGUCAAUGUGAUCUCAGCUGGUUCGGCUUUCUACAUAGUCAACACGGGAGAAGGUCAAAAAUUACACGUAAUUUGUAGCAUCGACACCUCAGAGAGCAUUGGACAUGGGCCUUAUGAGUCGUUCUUCGUCGGAGGAGGAAGAUACCCAACAUCUGUGCUUGCGGGGUUUAAUACCAGAACUCUCACAGCUGCUUUUAAUAUCUCCUCAGAAGAACUAGCCAUGCUCAUGAGGAGCCAAAGAAGCGGCCCCAUCAUCUACAUGAACAGUGAACAAAUGGACCAAUCAAAGAAAUCAUACAUCGACGAUGAUGACGACGACGAUAAUGUCGACGAUGACGAAGACGAUGUUGAGGACGAAGAUGGAACUGCAUUUUCAUGGAGGAAGAUGCUCGGUGGCGGCGGCGGCGACCGCACGAGGGAGACGGAGAUGGGGCGCGUGCGAGCGCCGCACGCGUACAACCUCUAUGCGGAGAAGCCCAGCUUCGAGAACUCGUAUGGGUGGAGCAUCGCCAUUGAUGAGCACGACUACGCACCUCUCAAGCACACGGGAGUUGGCGUUUACCUUGUCAAUCUCACCGCGGGCUCCAUGAUGGCUCCUCACCUGAACCCCCAGGCCACCGAGUACGGCGUUGUGCUCUGCGGCUCCGGCACGGUCCAGGUGGUGUUCCCCAAUGGCUCGACGGCGAUGAGCGCCGCGGUGGAGGAGGGCGACGUGUUCUGGGUCCCGCGCUACUUCCCCUUCUGCCAGGCGGCGUCCCGGCGCAGCGGCCCCAUGGAGUUCUUCGGCUUCACCACCUCGGCCCGCAGGAACCGCCCGCAGUUCCUCGUCGGCGCCAGCUCGGUGCUCCGCAGCAUGCGCGGGCCGGAGCUCGCGGCCGCGUUCGACGUCGGCGAGGAGCAGCUCAAGGAGAUGGUCAGGGCCCAGAGAGCGGGGGUUAUACUGCCCUAUUCUGCAGAUCAAGAGGAUAAAAAAGGAGAGGGGGAGGUGGAUGAUAUGCAUGGGGGGUUUAUUAUUGUGUGAUGUGGUUUUGGGUGUUUUGAUUAGGUUAAUUUGUGGCUCUGUUUUUGUUUGUUUUGGGGGGUGUUUUU